GACUGCCACCUUCAACAGAAAGCGAAGACGGCGAGGCGACGAUUCUGGUUUCGAUUCAGACUAGAAAACACGAACAUUAUUAGAUUUCAAAAUAAACUUUUACGAUGGAGGAAGUCAGCAAGCACUCUGUCCACACGCUGGUGUUCAGAUCACUCAAGAGGUCACAUGACAUGUUCAUAGCUGACAACGCCCAUCCUCCAAACAGGGAUGCUGAAGCAGAUAAGGUUAAGAUUGCCUGCAAAGUGAAAGACCAGUAUGGGAUGGUACAGAACCUGACAGCUACCACAGGACACCAGAGAAUAGCUGAGGACUCACAUCAAGGAACAAGGGAAGAGAGCCAGGGGUAUGAACAAGGAUAUGAGGAGAUUCCAGCCCACAUCCAACCAGGACAUCCAUACCCAAAUGCACCAGGAGUACCACUGUCUGAACAUACUGCAAGACAACCAGGUCUUAGUCAAGGAGGUGUUCAGCAGGUGUUGAGAGGGCUUCCACCUUCAGAAGCUCAGCUUCAGGCUUCAAGAACAGCUCCUGGAAUUGAAGAUAUUCAGAGGAAAGCUGGCAUUCCAGAGAGAAUACAACCCCCAGGAUCAAGGGCCUUGGUAGCUGUUUCCUCUGGCACCAAGAACUCAGCCAUUGUUCCUAGGAAAGCUCCCACAAUGCCUAAACCAAAGUGGCAUCCUCCGUGGAAGCUGUACCGCGUGAUCAGCGGCCAUCUUGGAUGGGUUAGAAGCAUAGCUGUGGAGCCGGGCAAUCAGUGGUUUGUCACAGGUGCAGGCGACAGGGUCAUUAAGAUCUGGGAUUUGGCUAGUGGUCAGCUGAAGCUAUCCUUGACCGGUCACGUGAGUGCUGUCCGUGGUCUGGCAGUGAGCCCUCGUCAGCCCUACCUCUUCUCCUGUGGAGAGGAUAAGAUGGUCAAAUGUUGGGACCUGGAAAUGAACAAGGUCAUUAGACAUUACCAUGGUCAUCUCAGCGCCUGCUACGCCCUUGACCUCCAUCCGACCAUUGACAUCCUGGCUACGUGCGGACGAGACGCCACCAUCAGGAUAUGGGACAUGCGGUCAAAGGCUUGCGUCCACACACUGACCGGUCACACCAAUACAGUAGCAUCGGUCAAGUGCCAGAGUGCUGAACCUCAGAUUGUAAGUGGCAGCCAUGACUCUACCAUCAGACUGUGGGACCUGGCAGCGGGCAAGUCCAGAGCAACCCUCACCAACCACAAGAAGAGUGUCAGAUCUGUUGUUCUACAUCCGAAACUGUACAUGAUGGCGUCGGCAUCUCCAGAUAACCUCAAGCAGUGGAAGUUCCCUGAAGGAAACUUCAUGCAGAACCUAGGAGGCCACAACGCCAUCGUCAAUUGCUUGGCUGUCAACUCGGAUAAUGUUCUCGUGUCGGGAGGAGACAACGGUUCCCUUCAUUUCUGGGACUGGCGGUCAGGCUUUAACUUCCAGCGGACCCAGGCCCCGGCCCAGCCCGGGUCGCUCGACAGCGAUGCUGGAAUCUUUGCCAUGACCUUUGACCACAGCGGCAGUCGACUUCUGACUGCAGAGGGCGAUAAGACCAUCAAGAUCUACAAGGAAGAUGAUGAAGCGACGGAAGAGACUCAUCCUCUAAACUGGAAGCCCGAGAUCCUGAAAAAGAAGAAGUAUUAAAAGAAAGAUGGCUGGCAUGUAUUCCUCUGAGUAAUGAUUGCUGUCUGUUAAUGAUGCCUUGCUCACCUAAACCUGGAUACAAUGGAAAGUCAUCUGCUACAAAGACUUUUUGUUAGGAUAAUCACAACACGUAGUUUAUUCUUCUACAAACCUUAUUAAUUUAGUGCCUGGUACGCAAGCUUUCGCCUACUCCUAAAAAUUUUCUCAAGCCAAGCGAUUCUUCACACAGUUUGUUGCUGUCUGCUGUCUCAAGAUCACUAGAGCUCAGUGAGAAGCAUGGCCCUGCGUGUUAUCAGUGUCUGUGAUAUGGUGUAAUAUUGAAGCCCCCCAAAAAUUGCGCUUCAAAAUGAUCAC
Messenger RNA from Strongylocentrotus purpuratus (purple sea urchin), 2003 nucleotides. RefSeq names its product pleiotropic regulator 1. Gene Ontology annotation, molecular function: protein binding. The record is from RefSeq and is a predicted model, not a curated record. Gene Ontology annotation, cellular component: Prp19 complex; catalytic step 2 spliceosome; precatalytic spliceosome. NCBI's taxonomy places the organism in Eukaryota, Metazoa, Echinodermata, Echinoidea, Camarodonta, Strongylocentrotidae. The transcript has 13 exons. The coding region runs from base 105 to 1649 and encodes 514 amino acids. Gene Ontology annotation, biological process: mRNA splicing, via spliceosome.